Messenger RNA from Folsomia candida, 3255 nucleotides. RefSeq lists its product as uncharacterized. Bases 1 to 3255 code for a protein of 1084 amino acids. The transcript is spliced from 2 exons. The record is from RefSeq and is a predicted model, not a curated record. Lineage: Eukaryota; Metazoa; Arthropoda; Collembola; Entomobryomorpha; Isotomidae.
AUGGCGUUGAUGACUUCAAAUGUUUCUUGUAUUCGUGUUUGGCCCAUGAGGAAGUGUGUGGAUUCAAGAAGAAAUGGGGGAAAAACAGUAGUAGAUACGAUGGUAAUGUGCAAAAAAGCGAUACAAAACAAGAAACUGAACUUUGACGGCAUUAUCUUUCCAAUGACGCUUGGUCAGCUACCAAAGUUUGAAAAACAGAAUCCUGGUUUUCCGAUUAGUGUAUUAGGCUAUGAGGAAGAAGAUGCAGGAAAAGCCGAAUAUGACAAAUAUCGUGAUAAGGUGUUUUCCGACUUGACUAACCUCCAGAGAAAGUCAGUUCAUCGUGCCAUAAGAAACUCUUUAUUCCCACUGUACAUGUCACAGAAUUUAGCCCAGUUUGAACUUAAAGAAAGGCUAAACAAAUCCAGUGAACCUGUGCGUCAAUCGAACUUGAUAGAGAUUGAUUUACUUCUUGUUAUUGAAGAAACAGAUGAUGGAAAUAAUUCCCAUUUUAAUCUCAUAAGGAAAUUAUCAUCUCUGCUACGGACUGAUACAUAUUACAAACAUCCUUGUCGUAACUGCCUCAACAGCUUCACUACGGCAGAAUCAGCCAUGGACCAUCGCGAAUUUUGCUACCAAAUGAAAUUGCAAAAAACUGAUGUACCAGAAGAACCCUUCUACUUUUUCAACCAGUAUCAUCGAAUGGUACGUACCCCUUAUCGUUAUUACGCAGACUUCGAGGCUUUCGUCAAACGUAAAAGUAGAAAACGGAACGUGAACGGAAUUGAAUUGGAAGAGUCUGACCAUAUUCCAUGCGGCUAUGCGUGGGUUUGUGUCGACUGGCAAGGUAAAGCAGUUAAUUGGAGUGUUUAUCGAACUGAUGAUGAAGAAGAAAAUGUUGCAAAGAUAUUUUUUGAUGAUAUACUACAAGACCAGAAGCUUCGACAAAACGUCAUUGAAUUACUCCAGCAACAAAGCUCAAAAUCUAUGAUUAUUAACCCUCAACUGAGAGAUAUGCUUAAGAAGCAAAUCCGCGAGGAUCCAACUCAACUUGACCCAUGUUACUUUUGUGGAGAAAAGUUUAGGAGACUAAGCCAACAAGAAAUGUCUAAACUAUUUAAAGACAGACCCAACAUGGCUGUUUUUCUUCAUGAUCACUGUUCCGGUAAGUUCCUCGGUCUUGCUCAUAACCGUUGCAACUUAGAAGCUUCAAUCGGCAAGAUAUCUCCAUGUUUUAUUCACAAUCUCAAGUCUUAUGAUUCCCACUUCCUUGUGCAAGCAUUUGACGAGUCGAUGAACGCAACAAUAAUACCAUGUUCUUCAGAAAAGUUUAUGUCGUUUACAGUGAGAAAUCAAAUUAGAUUUUGUGAUUUGUUUUCAUUCCUGAGUUCUUCGUUAGAAAAUCUUACAAACACUUUAAAGAAAAACAACACCGACGAUUUUAAACUUACUAAGGAGAUUUCUGGCAAAGCAGAAAAUAUAUUUAAACUGUACAAUAGAGAUGGAACUGAUCAAGAAAUUGAAGAGUUGGCGCAGCAAAUCAAUGUAGACUUGCUGCUACAGAAAGGUGCCUAUCCAUAUACGCAUAUGCAGUCGCCUGCGAAUUUUGAAGAGACGCAUCUGCCGCCAAUCAAGGAGUUUUACAACGAUCUUAAUGACCAGCCACUUGAUCAGAAAGUAUAUGAUCAUGCUAAACAAGUCUGGGAGAGUUUCAACGUGCAAAAUCUUGGUGAUUGGCAUAAUUUGUACGUACUUCUGGAUGUGACAUUGCUAGCUGAUUGUAUGGAAAGGAGCAGAGAAAUCUUAUGGGACUCUUACAACUUGGAUUUGGCUCACUAUUUUAGUUUGCCAAUGAUCGCGUACGACGCUUGUUGCAAGAUGGGCAAAGCGAAACUGGACUAUGUUGACGUUACAAUGCAUUGCUGGUUCGAAACAGCACUUCGUGGUGGUGUGUGUGGAGUUGGUGGAAUUCGAGCAGCCCAAGCGAAUAACAAGUAUAUGGGAGAGAAGUAUGAUGAGACAAAGACCAGCAGUUACAUUUCGUUCCUGGAUAUUAACAAUCUUUACGGUUCUGCAAUGUGCUCAGCUCUACCCGAAAAAGACUACAAGUGGUUAACUGAAUAUGAGCUUGACAGAGUACGUGCAAAUCCAAGUGCUUUUGUAAAUUCCCUCAAAGACGACGCUGAGACUGGUUACUUCUUCGAAGUGGACCUUGAGAUACCGCCAACCAUACAUAAUAAGCUAAACGACUACCCGCCAGCUCCGACGAAGAGAUGUGUCAGUAAGGACGAAUUGACUCCACAUCAGCUUAAACAGAUGCAGGAUCUACAUAUUCCCGAGUCUACAUUCAAGAACUCCAAACUUGUAGCUGACCUGCUCCCAAAACAGCACUAUGUGACACAUUAUCGCAACUUGAAGAUGUAUAUCAAGCUUGGACUUGUAGUUACUAAAGUUCAUCGAGCUGUCAAGUUUUCACAACGGGAUUGGAUGAAAGCCUUUAUUCUGUUUAACACAGAAAUGAGGAAACAGGCGACAACAGACUUUGAGAAGGACUUUUUUAAGUUGCUUAAUAACGCAUCUUUUGGGAAAACAAUAGAACAAAAGAGGAAAAGGAUGUCAAUUUCAGUCGUUACCACAGAAAAGCAGCUCAAGAAGAUUGUUAACAAACCGACUUAUGAGCGGAUUAUUACCAUUAACGAUAAAGUGCACCUGGCUGUCAAGAAAGUGACUCAAGUGCUUUUGGAUAAACCAGUCGCUUUUGGAAUAUCCAUUCUAGAAAUUUCGAAGUGCUUCAUGUACGAGUUCCACUACGAUUAUAUGAAGGAAAAGUACGGUGACAAAGCUAGAGUUCUUUACGGUGAUACGGAUUCACUGGUCUAUCACGUGGAAACUCGUGAUUUUUAUCAAGACAUGGUGGAGAAUAAGGAGCGGUUUGAUCUGAGUGACUAUGCAGGGAUGCAUUCUCAUUUAAAUAAUCAAGAAAACGAGAAGCGACUCGGCAAGAUGAAGGAUGAAAUGCCAAAAAGUGUAAUCUUUCGCUUUGCUGCGUCCAAACCGAAAAUGUAUGGAGCUCAAGCACUUUCAAUUGAAAAUGGAAAGAUGACAAUAAAUACAAAAAAAGUGGCCAAGGGGAUCAAGAAAGCUGCAAUCACCAAUCAAAUAACAUUUGACCAAUAUUGGAAAGUUUUGGAUGGAAAUAUUCCAACUAGUGUGGUGAUUAAAUCGAUUCUAAGCCGCAAACAUGUGCUACGAACGAGCUCAGCCACAAAGUCUUAA